This is a messenger RNA of Necator americanus (New World hookworm), 291 nucleotides long. RefSeq lists its product as uncharacterized. The transcript has a single exon. NCBI's taxonomy places the organism in Eukaryota, Metazoa, Nematoda, Chromadorea, Rhabditida, Ancylostomatidae. The record is from RefSeq and is a predicted model, not a curated record. The coding region runs from base 1 to 291 and encodes 96 amino acids.
AUGUGCAAGGUUUUGGAGCGGAUCAUCCUGGAUCGACUAAUCCAACAUCGCGAGAAAACCACCUGCGACAAGCAAUCCGGCUUUCGUCCUGGUCGAUCGACGACUGAUCAAAUGUUUAUUGUGACGAGAGUGAUUGAAGUAUGGCAGCUGUAUUUGAAGCCUCUACAGUUAGCUUUUUUGGACUUAGAAGUUGCUUUCGACUCUCCUCAUAAAAGUCAUCUUCUCAAUGCGCUUCGCGCCUUCGCCUGGAGUUUGAGUAAAAUUCGUACGCCUAACAAACGACCUGAAUAG